Lottia gigantea (owl limpet) is the source of this 2837-nucleotide messenger RNA. RefSeq lists its product as hypothetical. Bases 126 to 905 code for a protein of 259 amino acids. The record is from RefSeq and is a predicted model, not a curated record. NCBI's taxonomy places the organism in Eukaryota, Metazoa, Mollusca, Gastropoda, Lottiidae. The transcript is spliced from 6 exons. Gene Ontology annotation, cellular component: cytoplasm. Gene Ontology annotation, biological process: signal transduction.
AAAGACAACUCUUGACAUUCAUUGAUUGAUUCCACGUAUAUAGUUCCCUCUUAUUUCUUUAAUUUAUUGUUGUUUUCUUCCAUCAAUCGUCUGCUUAGACAUAAGCAUCUUAAUUUCGAUUCAAAAUGACGACACAACCAGACUACGUUACUAAGGCUAAGUUAGCUGAACAAGCAGAAAGGUACGAUGAUAUGGCCGCGGCGAUGAAAGAAUGUGUGGAAAGAGCGAGUGGAAAAGAUGCAUUAGAAAAUGAGGAUCGAAAUCUACUAUCGGUAGCUUACAAGAACGUAGUAGGAGCUCGAAGAUCGGCAUGGCGAGUCAUUUCCAGUAUCGAACAGAAGACAGAUGCGAACGACAAAAAACAACUAAUGGCUAAAGAAUAUAGAGAAAAGGUGGAAGAGGAAUUAAAAAAGAUUUGUAAAGAAGUUUUGGAAUUGUUGGAUAAAUACCUUAUACCUAAAGCUAGAGAACGAUUGGAAGGUGAGAAAGAUGAUCAGAAAUGUUUUGAUAGUCUGGUAUUUUAUUUAAAAAUGAAGGGAGAUUACUAUCGUUAUUUGGCUGAAGUUAGUCAGAGUGAUGAAAAAGACAAAGUGGUUGAAGCUUCUAAGCAGUCUUACCAAGAUGCAAAAAAAAUUGCAGAAAACAUGCAGACUACACAUCCUAUUCGAUUGGGGUUGGCCCUGAAUUUUUCAGUUUUCUAUUAUGAGAUCAUGAAUAGUCCUGAUAAGGCCUGUGAAUUAGCUAAAAGUGCAUUUGAUGAAGCUAUAACCUGUCUAGAUACCCUGAAUGAAGAUUCGUAUAAAGAUAGCACAUUGAUCAUGCAGCUGCUGAGAGACAAUUUAACACUUUGGACGUCUGACAACCAGGCUGAGGAAACUGAUGCUACUGAAACAGAGCAACAGUGAUUGGAUAAUAAUUAGCUUUUUAUAUCUCCAUGGUAACAUGUUGAAUGACACAACUGUGUGGUCAUGUGACCGAGGAGGCUCAAUUUUAAUUGGUUGGCUGAUCAUCGGACUUGUUUAUUUAUAAACAUACAAAAUAUUUUACUGUUCAUGCAUUAUUUCCUUUUUUUGGCGCCAAUUUUUGUGGUUUUUGGUUUCGUUGUUAUUCAUUGUGGUUUGUCAAUGUUACAAAUUUUGAAGAUUAAAAUUCUGCUUUCUUAUUUUUUGAUAUUUUGGAUCUCGACUUUUGAAAAAAACCACAAAAAUUGGAUUGAAAUGACUGUGAAUUAAUGCGAGCCGUAACAUACUCUCCAAGAAAAAGUUCUGUUUUUACCUGUGACAAACAACAAAUCGAUCUGUAUUAACUUUAAACGACAAACAUUUUGUCUUCAAUUCGGCUGAAUUUUAUCAUAUAGUCUUUGUCUUCGUUCGUAUUGCACUGAGUUACUGCCCUUGGUUACAAAACAUUUUUCAAAUAUACAACAACUGAAAGCUGCUAAGUUUUUGAUUUUUCAAAUAACAGAUGAAUACAGAAAUGAAAUCUGAAUUUGUAUUCAAAAAGCAACAUAAAAUGUGUGGUCGAUUUGAAAAAAGUUUCGUAACCAUCAGUCAAACUUAUUAGAAUCGAAAACGCUAAAUGCAUAGUUUCACAUUUAGUUUUGAAGAAUAAAUUGUCAUAUCAAGAUGUCUCAUCUCAAAGCUUCUUUAAUUUUAUAUUUACAUCCAAAUGUGUCAAAGAUAACUGUGGCCAUUCUAACAAUUUGAUAUCAUCUCUUACUCUCCUGCAAGUAGUUUAAAAUUAUCGCUUGUUUUAUUUUGAAAAAACUCUGCUUAAAGUAAACAAACGUAAACAGUUAUUUUGGCGGGAUUUUUGUCUUUGUCUCGCUCACUCACUAUUCCAAGGGUUAAAUGCUGAAUGCAAAAUCUAAAAUCAUACCAAAUUGGGUGUAUGUAUGUGAAUUGUCGUACCUCUGUUCGUUUUGAAAAUAUCAUUAUUAUUAUUAUUAUUAUUAUUCCUUAGAUGUAGUUCAUAUUUAGAAUUAAUUGGAGAAAAAAUCAUUGAUUUUCCCUUUCAUUUUGUUUUUUUUUAACAUGACUUAAAAAAAUUACGCGAGAAGCGAGAGAUUUUGACAGAAUUUUGGUUAUUUCAAUAUUUGUAUUUCUGUUUCAAAUGUUUGGCAAGAUUGUUUUAUGCUUUUUCCGGUUUUUGCAAGUGGCCAUUACAAUUUGAAUAUUCUUGAAAGUAAAUAUAAAUGAAAUUUUGGGGUUUUGGUCCUAUUUCUCUGAACUUAAUUUAAAAGAUAACAAUAAUCUGAAAUUUAGAUCAUUUUUGCUUACUAACUUAAUAAAACUUUAACUAGAGUUAAAAUAAAAACUAAAAUCGUUGGUUAAUUGUUUGUAAUAUUCUCCAAGCCCUGUUUCAUGCAUAAUGUUUCUCUUUAUUAGAUAAAAACUAUCUCUGAACAGUUUCCGUGUUCAUUUCAAACUAAUGAUUAGUAAGAAGUAGAAAAUAUCAUAAUUUCUCAAUAUGUUACAGAAAUAAAAUCACUAAUAGUCAACUUCUACCGCCUCAAUUCUCUUUUAAUUGGAUUUUCUCUGAAAUUCCAAUUCUUGCAUUCCGAUUGGUCAACUAUAAAUAGCUUCCAAUCAUAUCCUCUGGAAUUUUUCUAUUUUUGGCAUGAGAAUUUGGUUCCCUGUAGUUUAAAGAACAGAUAAUGGAAAUUUCUCCUGUGUUUUAAGAAAUUGCGAAGGAUUUUGUGGAGUAAAUUUUGGUCUGUCUGUGAAAGAGUUGUCUGUAUUGUUCUCACUCUGUUUUCAAUUGCUAUAUUAUUUUAUUUACCUAUUAUUAAUUGGCACAUAAAAUAAUAAACCCGAAAUAAAAAGCCAACCAGAAGC